ACUCAUCGAGAGCGUUACAGUCUCUUGCUCGUAAGAGAGUAUAGCAUACCAAAUACCAAUAUAAAUUUUAAGGUUAGAAAACACAAGAGUAAAGGGAGAGCUCUGAUAUAUCGAGUGUUAGGUAAUACUGCCCUAACCAUGGCAGGUAUACUCAAAAAGACCACGAAUUUAAAGGGAUUAGCCGUUUGCAAGAAUCCUCAUCAAGAAUUAAUGCCACUGUACAAUAGAAUUUUGAGAGUGUUAGAGAAGUUGCCGAAAGAUUAUACUUAUCGGACACAAACAGAAGGGCUUGUCAAGAACAGACUAAAGAUCAUACAAGAGACUGAAAAUGUACAAACUAUAGAAGACAAGAUAAGUUGUGGACAGGUGGAGGAACUUAUAAUACAGGCAAAGAACGAGCUAUCGCUGGCUGAGAAGAUGUUAGUCUGGAAACCGUGGGAAAAAUUAAUACAGGAAGCACCACCAAACCAAUGGACGUGGCCGCCACAUAAAUAAUCCUAAUUUGUUAUAGAUAUUUGUAUCAUAGCAUACACUGAUACCAAUGGGAAUGAAUAGAUUGUGCAUUAUACAUAAGCUCACAAAAUUAAUGUGACAUAUUGUUAUUUAAUAAAUGUUCCCUGUAACUAUUCAGUCUUUUCUCAGCUUUGCAAAAUAUCUAGAAAACUAUAUAUUUAAAAAUAUAAAUUGUGAUUAACAAAUUGUGAUAAAUCGAAUUUAAAGGCAAAAUAAAUCUCUGAAAUGUUCAUGA
Messenger RNA from Solenopsis invicta (red fire ant), 748 nucleotides. It is a transcript of the gene ND-13B, whose product is annotated as NADH dehydrogenase [ubiquinone] 1 alpha subcomplex subunit 5. Gene Ontology annotation, biological process: respiratory electron transport chain. The transcript has 3 exons. The coding region runs from base 139 to 495 and encodes 118 amino acids. The record is from RefSeq and is a predicted model, not a curated record. Lineage: Eukaryota; Metazoa; Arthropoda; Insecta; Hymenoptera; Formicidae.